Molecule: messenger RNA, 276 nt
Organism: Penicillium diatomitis
Lineage: Eukaryota; Fungi; Ascomycota; Eurotiomycetes; Eurotiales; Aspergillaceae
Exons: 2
Coding region: 1-276 (91 amino acids)
Source: RefSeq, a predicted model, not a curated record
AUGCAUCAGUGCCAGGGUCUACCGCAUCGCGGAAAGGCUGUCAAAUCCCAGGCCACCAUUCGACUGCGACUCCGCCACAGCAUCCCCGCGCCGGAAGCUUGGUGGAUCCCUCGCAAGCCCAACAAGCUUGAAAGAGGUCAAUUGAAGAGAGCAGCGGGUAUUAAUCCUCACCAAAAGGCCAACCAGGCACAAGCAUGCGAUCGCUUUGGAUGGCUGGCUCGGCUUCGUCCGAAGCCACAUCGGCAAAUGUUCAUCAGCGAGAGAGGUGAGCUCUAG